Cyprinodon variegatus (sheepshead minnow) is the source of this 2576-nucleotide messenger RNA. RefSeq lists its product as uncharacterized. Lineage: Eukaryota; Metazoa; Chordata; Actinopteri; Cyprinodontiformes; Cyprinodontidae. Bases 1 to 2511 code for a protein of 836 amino acids. The record is from RefSeq and is a predicted model, not a curated record. The transcript is spliced from 14 exons.
AUGAGUAAACAAGGAGGUAAUGGAGCUAAAGGAAUCAGCAUUUCCUCUGAAAAGCUGCAGCUGCCCUCCUCUGCCCUGCUGCAGGGAGACUUUUACUGGAUCCCUAAACACAACAACAGGUUUGACUAUCAGGCCAGAGGGAAGCUGAGAAUAGAGCAUCAGGAGAGCAAACUUUCAGUGCAGCUGAACGGAACAACAGGAAGAAUCAGCUUCCGUUCGUCUCUCAGGCAUCCCUUCAAAUCAAAGAUCCCCCGAUCGCUGGAGGUGAAAGCUGCUGUAGACGCUUCAGUGACUGGAAAAGGAAGCAGUUGGUUGCGUGUGACGGCUAAUGGGAAGAACAGGGCGGCUCUUAGCGGCCGGGUGUCCCACCUGCUGCAGAACCGAACCAGAGCAGCGACCCUGAACCUGAACGUGUCCCAGAGCCUUCUACCUGCAGCCACUGACCUGCAGCUGGACGUGGCAGCCAACAUGUCAGCAGACGGUGUGUCUCUGAGUGGCUCCUUCAUGCAGGGACAGGAGGCAUUCAUGGUGCAGGUCAAAGGAUCUGGACAAACCUCUGCGGGUCUCCAGCUUUCCUUCACCGGGAACGUUCACCAUUCAGUGUCUGCAGAGGAAGUUCUGCCUCCAGUUCUGCAUCUGGAUGGAAAGUUGGAGCGUUCAGAUACUUUAACAGAAGGCGUACCUGCUGACAGCAGUGCUAAAGCACAGUGGACCUUGGAUGAAGUUGGGCUGGCAGUCCUCGCAGAGCUGCAGGCCGGGACCGAACAUGUCAAAGCUGAGUUUCAUAGAAGCGGGACAGACCUGGAAGGGCAAUACUUCUGCAGGUUACAGCUUCAAGUUAAAGCCCUGCAGAAAAGAGGCCUGGCAAGCUCUCUCCAAGCCAGAGCAUCUUACCAGUUAGAAUUAAAUGGACUUAACACAAGCUUGGUUCUUCAUGUGGAAGAUGAGAAAGCUGCAGAUAUCCAUCUCAUAGUGGGGUCAGAAAACGAAACAGCUGCUAUGGCUGUGAUGCUUUGGCAAGACAUCAAGCUACUCCCAGGCUUCAUACCAAACUCCUUACAGAUGAACUGCAGAAGAGUCACCAGCAAAGACCGACACUCAGCUCACUGCUCUGGAAACGUGGAAAACCAUCCCUUGCAGACUGUAACUGGUCCACAGGCCUCAGCCAACAUCUCCAUCACCCAUAUUGGAUGUGUCACAAACCUUAGUGCAGUUCUGCAGACUGAAGAGGCACAGAAAGGCGCUUUGUUUCUGUCCCUAACCCUCAGUCCUCACCUUAGUCUACAUGCUUCUGUUCUGCACUUUAUAAAUGCACUGAAGACAUUAUCGCUUCCUGAAAGUGGAGCCUCAACACUGAAUGUCCCUGGUGGAUAUUUUCCUCGAGCGGAUUUUAGCCUUGAGCUCGGUCAGUGUUUCAUAAGGGGACAUUUGGGCAAUGCCACAGCUUCACAGGAAGACACUGUGCAGCCUUCUCUGGCUUUGAACGUUACCAGCUUCUGUCCUCUGCUUCAGGGGACGAUCGUCCCUCGGUCUCUAAGCCUGUGGGGCCUCCUGUCGGUUACCCCCUGCCAGGUAACCGUGUCAUCCUCUGUGAGGGCUGAUGAGGAGGAUGGGUCUUUGAAGCUAAGUCAGUCCUGCAUGGCUCCGCAUAUUUCGGGGACCAUCACUCAUUCUUUCUAUGGGCUGAAGAGUCGAGGUCUGCCGCAGAUGAUGGCUUUUGAGGCUACAGGUCUGAAAGCCUCAGACCAGGAAGGGGCCGUGGUUGUUACAAUUGGAGGAUGUCAGAUUAGAGCCAGGAGAACGACUAAGGACAGAGGACUGGGACAUUGGGUCUUGGAGACAGACUGCCCUGUGUUACAGGCUCACGCGAACGCCUCAAUGGGGACGCACCCUGGAGGCAAGUGGACGGCUACAAUGGAGACUGAUCUAAAGGGCGGAGGAGUUUUUCUCAGACUGGAGGCUAAACCCUGGCCAGAGCUGAGUCUGGACAGCGUGCUGGAUCAUGACAGUCCUGCCCUCAGAGCUCUGCCAAGAAGAAGCAGGCUGACAUUAAGCAGCAGUUCUGGAGGAAACCAUGGAGAGGUUCUGCUUCAGAUGGAGCAGUGUCAUCUCAGAGCCGGCUGGAAUGUGACGUCAUAUCCCGGGCUGGUGAUGUCACUGCUGUACGACAACAACUGCACGGCGAUUCAGGAGUGGGGCGGUCCGAACACCAUCCAGGCCUCCGGCUCACUCCUCCACUCACCACAUUCUUUUAACACGCACAUCUUCAUGGUGAUUGACGACAAAGUGUUUCACACUGUGCUAACAGCAACGCAGGCAGAGGGUCAAAAGGAAGCAUUUCUUCAUCUAAACCAUUCAAUGCCGCUGCUGAAGAAAUGUGGCCUUCCCACCAAGGGUUCACUUCAUAUAAAGUCUGUGAAUCAUGAGAAGGAUUCAUACUCAUUUGAAGUCCACAGCAGUGCAGGAACUCAAAAGUGUCUCAGCUAUGAGGAGACUACAGAAUGCUCUUGAAACCUGGCUUCAAGGAAGUAGUGUCUGGAAGCCUUUGACUGACAGCUUGACAUUCAUAAGUGAAG